CUGCCAGACACACGGACGCCCAGCAAAACACGCAUCCCCGUGCCGGCGGCUAACACAAACGGCCCUCUGCCCCCUGUUCUGCAAGGGUACAUGGCCGCGCCUGUCCUGCUCCAGCGCUCUGCCCCCAUGGACCUUCUGCGACAGCCAAACGCGCCGCCGCGGCUUGAAAUCAGCCCCGAGCCCCCCGCCGACAGGACCUCUGUGGUCGAGGGCGUGGUGCCCAAGGAGUUCACUGCUCAGGGCACCACGCCGUCGGGCAAGCCUCGGCUCUUCGUGUGCGCCAUGUGCACCCGGGCGUUUGCCCGCUUGGAGCACUUGCGCCGCCACGAGCGCUCCCACACCAAGGAAAGACCCUUCGACUGCGGCGUGUGCCAGCGCAAGUUCUCGCGCCGCGACUUGCUCUUGCGCCACGCCCAGAAACUCCACGCGGGCUGCGACGACGCCGUGGCCCGCAUGCGCCGCAAGCUGUCGAGAGCCCACAUGUCCGUGCUGGGUGCCCAGGACGCCGGCGCGGGCGCGGGCCUGGCCCCCGCCACGCGCAAGCCCAGCACCGGCGUGCCGGUGCCCAUCAACUUCAACCACGGCUCCUUUUCCGCCCGCCACCAGGACGCCCCGGGCUCGCCCGGAGGGCCGCCGCCGCGCAAGUCGCGCCUGGGCUCGGUCAAGGACGCGGGCUUGAAGAAGCAGCUCUUCGACAAGCGCAAGCCGGGGUUCCGCCGCGCGUCGUUCUCCGCGCAGUCGGGCCCCAACUACGCCAUGGUGCCGCCGCAGCUGUACACGUCCAGCACCGCCGAAAACGUCGAGUUCUCCACGCCGCAGAUCCUACCGUCGUUCGCCAGCGACGAGGACUCCUGGCUCAACAGCUUGUGCGCCAUUCCCGGCAUGUCUCCGCUCAAGCUGCAGCCCGUGAUCAACGAGCAGACCCAGGCGUACUCGUUCGAGCAUGAGUUCCCGAAACACACCGCCAUGUUCGGCGGCGGCAUGCUGCAGAACGUGAUGCACUCCGAGAGCAUUGGCUCCAGCAGCCCCACGGGGAACAUCGAGCCUGCGAGUGCCCAUCCGCCAUUCAUGGCACACUGCUCCAGCUUUGCGGGCAACCCGGCCAAUCCAGAUGGCAGUCCGCGCGUGAACCACGAGUUCGACGCCACGGGGUACUCGUUCUACGAUAUCCCGGACUCUUUCGUCAGCAAUCUCGCGCCAAAGCCAGGCACGACUCGGUCUUUGUUUCCAAUACGACAUGAGUUGGAAGAUGACCUAAUGGACUUGGAUAACCUGCAUCCCUUUUCGAUGAAGACCAUGUCUGUGCCCGAAAACAUGGCCAAUCAAGGGGAUUUCAGCCUCAAUCACUUGGAUGACAUCAACGAUCUUGACCAGUUCUUCAACGAUGGCGGAAAGACGCUUUUGGGGGGCUACUCCUUUUAUGGAGACAACCCUCUGAUUCCCUCCACGGGGUUGGAAUCCAUGUCCUCCCACGCUUCAGCAUCGCCCUCCAACAUGCACGCGGCGAACCCUCAACUCCUUGCAAAACCACAAUACCAACAGAACUCCCACCUAGGGAACGAGUCCCGUAUGCCGAUUGAAGACCAACUCGAAAACGCUAACUUCCUCGACUAUGGCCACAGCAAGACGUCCCUCUUCACCAGGAACAUGAGAUACUUGAUCAAGCGCACCUUAAAUAAGUACCCCAUCAGCGAUGUGCCGCCUCCAUGCAUCCCCACCAAUGAGAAAUUGGAAUUCUACGUGCGGACAUUCAUCAAGAGGUUCUUGUCAUAUUUCCCGUUCAUCCAUCCAUCCAGACUCAAUGAGUUUGACAUAAUGGACAUGACAUCGGAUGAGGAUCCUCAAAAUGAAAGCGCUCGCAUAUGUCUUCCUCUUUUGGCUGCGACUUUGGGCGCGUUGCUAGCGAACAACAAAAUUGAUCUGGAUCAGUUGUAUGAGGCGUCACGCAGGACAGUCCACAUCUAUUUGGAGAGCAGGAAGACCGGGAAAAAGGCUUCAACCUCGGGCCAGCAAUCCAACCCUCUCUGGCUUAUACAAUCCCUUACACUUUCGGUGUUGUAUGGCCUCUUCUCAGACAGCGAGAACAACAUUCAUAUUGUCAUUCGACAGCAUAAUGCUUUGAAUUCCUUAGUGAAGACUUCUAUCAAGAACAAUCAAGAAAUCUUCUUUGCCAUUAGCGGCCAGGAUCAAACUAUCUACAAUUUCGCCAAGAGAGGUGAUUGGCAUGCCGCACGUGAAGCCCUUAAUUACGCUAGCGAAAGCGAAGUCAAGUUCAAACACGCUAUAGCCAUGCAAUCUCAGAUCAGAUCUGCGCUCACGAUUUAUCAACUCACCAAUUUCAUCUUGAUGAUGUUUAAUGUGCCGCUUACCUUGAGUGCUGCUGAGUUGGGGUCCUUGACUUGCCCGAAUACGCACGAUGAGCUCUUGUGGGGAUUCAGCAGCUACAACGAACUCUCUAACUACUUGCAAACAAUGGGUGUUCAUCAGGAUAUUGAUUUUUUCCUCGCGAAAAAUGAAUCAAACACCAUUGUGUUCCAAGAAGUCUUGAAAAGUGUUUGCCAGCAUCAUGCUGAUAAAUCUUUGUCUUCCAAAUUGUUGAAUUUGAGCAAAUUCGGGUUCAACUGUUUGGCUAAGGGAGUAUAUGAAUUCAUGCAAUAUGAAGACUAUAACUUCAUGGAUGUUGGCUCUGUCUUGAAUCAUCUUACGUUUUACAUCGACUCACCUUCAAGAAAUCCCCACACUCAUUACUUGGCACUGGGAAGGUCCUGCAAUGAAAAGUAUGAUUACGCCUUAAUUGCCAACUUUGUGGAAAUUUGCUCAUUGAUUGAUUUCAGGAUGGUAAAAGAACAGAGCUGGCUCAAAAAUUACGAUAUACUCAACAAAAAUUACCAUGCGCUUUUGAAUCACAUGGAAUCUGUUAGCGAUACUACUUACUUGAAAGUUAUUCAUAACUGUAUCGCUAUUACGAAAUUGGUGAUGUUCAAAACUGAAGAGUCUGGCUUGAAUGGCAAAAGCAAUGCAAAUGAUUUCCAAACGGACGGCUACACGAGUAAAAUUGACAAAAACUCAUUGGGCAGUGGUAACUCGGAGUCAACCUUUGAAAAGUCUCUUGGACUAAGGGUCCUGGAUGUAAUAUCUUGUGACACUUCACCGAUCAACUCACAAGUGAUUUUUCACGUCUUUUUGAUUUACUCUAUUUUUGCUGUCUACGUUGCGAAGAGAAAUAAUCCUGCCACUCAAGCCGCCCAAGGUCAUAACUUCAAUGAGACUUGGCAACUCAAUCAAACGUUUUUGAACUUACUCAAUGUUUUGGGAAAAUUCGAAGAGCAUUUGCGAUUGCAAUUCGAAAAUCGCCAGCUUCAGGCCGAGAUGGCCAAUAUUUUUCUUCUUUUGCCUGGCAACACUAAUGACAUGCGCUUGGAAAAUGCGUCCCCAAAGACACAUGGGCGUCACGAUGAGCGCAGUAAUGCUUUCGCCUACAACUUGGAAAAGACACUUUAUGUCUUGCGAAUUGGGGAGUUGAUGAUGAAGAUGUUGUACGAUCAGAAUAUCAAAGUGAUCAUAUUAAAAAGACUCAGUUGCAGCAUGUCACAGAUCCGAAAGUAUUUGAUUGACGAGGAAGCAAAAAUCUUAUCAUGAAGUAUCUUUCCAUAAGGGUCCCUGGAGGAAAUAGACGUUUGUGAGCUGAUGACAUACGGUCAGCAUAGAUUCUUGGCCAGUAGCAGUCGUACUAGGCAUGGGAGAAUCAUUUGGCGCAAGGGCUGUUUGUGCGUCUCAAUAUUUAACCUUAAAAUCAAGACACUUUCAUUUACUUUUGAAAAUCCUCGUAUAAUGGGAGCAAGCUACACUAAAGUUGACGAUG
Metschnikowia bicuspidata var. bicuspidata NRRL YB-4993 is the source of this 3862-nucleotide messenger RNA. It is a transcript of the gene ADR1, whose product is annotated as DNA-binding transcription factor. NCBI's taxonomy places the organism in Eukaryota, Fungi, Ascomycota, Pichiomycetes, Serinales, Metschnikowiaceae. Gene Ontology annotation, cellular component: chromatin. The record is from RefSeq and is a predicted model, not a curated record. The transcript has a single exon. Gene Ontology annotation, molecular function: DNA-binding transcription factor activity, RNA polymerase II-specific; RNA polymerase II cis-regulatory region sequence-specific DNA binding. Gene Ontology annotation, biological process: regulation of transcription by RNA polymerase II. The coding region runs from base 91 to 3639 and encodes 1182 amino acids.